Drepanopeziza brunnea f. sp. 'multigermtubi' MB_m1 is the source of this 1011-nucleotide messenger RNA. Lineage: Eukaryota; Fungi; Ascomycota; Leotiomycetes; Helotiales; Drepanopezizaceae. The record is from RefSeq and is a predicted model, not a curated record.
AUGUCUGGAAGAGAAAGAGAACGCGACAGACGUACCGCAGUGCCCUCGGUCCGUACGAAUGAGUACUUUGUUCCCAAAGAUGGCAUCGACAGAGAGGUCAUAACGGCUGACAUCUGCCGGUAUCUUGGGAACGACGCUCUCGUGCGGCCGGGUAACUACGAGAAUCCAGCUACACGACAAGUCCAGGCAGGCUACUUCAUAACUGCGUACCGGAACCUAACGACCGCAAUGAUCGCAGAUCUGAAGGCAGAUUCCGAUCGAUGGGAGGCCGAGCGAAGAGCAACCGCUCUAAGAGGACAGCCUCCCAACGGUAUCUCUGCGCGAGACUCGGACGGUGCUGCUCGAAAAUCUAACGCGCCUAUAGUGGGGUAUCGUGAUUCCACCACCCACCAGUCUAGGCAAUACUAUGGGCCAUCGGAGCAAGUGCCUGGACCUAACCCAGGAUACUCGACAGCCUCAACUCCCGGGGCACAGGGAGUAUAUGAGAGUGGUCCCCAGUACCAGCAACAACAAUAUGGCCAGCCGGCAUCGGGAGGAUAUGCUCAGCCAAGCUAUGGCGCCCAGGAUAAUUACUAUGUUGCUGGUGCAGACUUGGUAGCUGACCAGCCGCGUUCGCGCGUUCCUGUUGUUCAGGCGGGAAUAAGUGUCCCAAGGAGCAAUCAGUAUGCUACAACCCCGACGUACCAACAACAACAACCGGACUCCAGGAGUAAUAAUUACUAUUCUGGUCAGCAAGGUCCAGCUGUAACCCAGCCCAUGCAACAAGGAUACCCCACACAACCAAGCGAUCCAUACUACGGCCGUGGGCAGGUCCUUCCCGUAUCUGGUGCUUCAUAUGAUUCCGCGAAUUCCUAUGACAACAGUCGUCAAUAUCAGGACACAGGUUACAGCCAACCACCUCCGGCUUCUUCUCCAAACCUUCCAGCUACCUCCAACACCUCAUCCAGACGUGAACGUGACAGAGGAGACCCAGAUCCUCGUGAUAGACAUCACCGUAACAGUCGCCGUUAA